Messenger RNA from Anthonomus grandis grandis, 538 nucleotides. RefSeq lists its product as uncharacterized. The coding region runs from base 75 to 458 and encodes 127 amino acids. The record is from RefSeq and is a predicted model, not a curated record. The transcript is spliced from 4 exons. Lineage: Eukaryota; Metazoa; Arthropoda; Insecta; Coleoptera; Curculionidae.
UAUUAAACACUCAUGCCUUAUUUUUAGUUAUUCCAUAGCCAUUAUAAACUCAACAGUCUAACCUCAUAUUUAAGAUGAAUCCUUCCUUUUUCUUUUUAAUACUUCUUUCACUGGCUUUCACUGGCCUAUUAGGAGGUUCCGUUAGAAGAUUUUGGCUUAAAACUGUAGUUGAUUGGGAAAAUAGAACAUGCUGGUCUAGUCGUACUGGUAUAGUAAAAUUUGGUGAAAAAAAAGAGGUGAUGAGAAAAUGUGCUGUAGUAUUUUGCGAUGCAAAAAAUGCGACGCUUAGAGGUUUGGGUUGUAGGGGCGUAAAUAGGCAUCCAGAAAUUGAGCCAUUCAAGCCUUUUCCGAGUUGCUGUAAAUCCCGUAACAAAAACAAACCACCAUCCAAACCGUGUUUGGAACCUGGUCGUUGCUCAGGCUUCAGGUUGGCUGGGUCAGUAACGGUCAGGAUUUAAUAUUAUAUUGCCAUCCAAUGGCCUAGAGGCAUAAAACAUAAUAAUUGCAUAAACAUAAUAAAGGCUUUGCGACAUUUGAA